CAUUUUAUUGUCAAAAAGAUAAAUAAUUUUACCUUUUGUAAAUGCUGUAAAAACUAUAUUUUUUACUUUUCAGGUCAUUUCCAUAACAUUAAAAGAUGUUGAAAUUAAGCGGGCAAGUGAUUUGGAGGUUAGGAUCAAGGGCAGCCGUAAGGAAAUAUUCCGGUCCAAGUGCCACAGUAUUCAAAACUGAGAAGCUAGACCUAUCCACAAACACAUCUGAUAAGAGAGUCGAACAACUGACCGGUGACGACAAGGAUAAUUCAGGCUUAGUAGCAGCAGCAUUUGCUUCCCUGCAAGACAUAGACACACCAUUAGUGAAGAAGCCGAGUCCUAAAUCAGCGAAGAUAAGUCGCUUGGCACAUUUAGACGGACAGAUAUCACAGGCCACUGACUUGAAUGCAUUGCUAGUUGUUGCUGAAAACCCUGUUGUAUCUCGGAGACAUGCUUUGAAGAUGGUAUCAAUUCUCUCAGAAUGGACAACCACUAACAAAGUCAAGCUAACAGACUUUGAGAAAGAUCCUCGGUUUCUCAAACUGUGCAGGAUCCUCGCCAGGUCCACUACAUCACAUACAAUCGGCUCUCUGACCAUGGCAGAAGAUUUGAGUACCGUAUUGGGCAUCACAGGAGAUGAUGAAGCAGCCAGAUUAAUAACAAACUUGACACUACCACAGAUGAUCAAAGUAAUGAAAGCCCUGCAGAACAAAGGUCGGCGCAGCACUCCAUUACUACGCGCGCUCUCCCACAACAUUACCAACCAGGCCGAGAUCAUUGACCUCAAGAAGUCAGCUGACCUCCUCUACGCUAUGGCCGCACUGAACUUCCCCGACCCUGUACUGUUAGAUAGGAUAUGCAAUGACGUCAUAGAAUGUCUGCCCUCAAACGAAGACAAAUCAGCGGUGGUGAACUCUAUAACCACUUCGCUUGGUCUCCUGAAGUACCGACACGAGCCCGUGCUGUCGGCCAUCACCGACUGGUUGCACCAGCACGUAGCGCAGUGCCGCGCCACUGACAUCGCGUCGGCGGUCGUCACGCUAGCUACCGUGGACUAUCUCCCACCUUCAGAUUCAGCGCAGGGUUUGAUUCAGACCGCCCUAUCCCUGAAAGAAGAAGAGAUGACCAAGUCCUCGUCCUGGUUGGACCUGGUGUUCUCCCUGCUGAUCCUGAACAAAGCCAAGAAGACACAGCUAGAGUCCACACUGCAGCCUGACUUCAUUGACAAGCUGCUGUCUGCUGGUGAGAUACCGAUACCUUCUCGACGUAAGCUGAUGAUGAUCGACGCGUUCCUCCACCUGGCCAGUCCAGGGUCCCCUCGCCUGCCUGAAGAUAUAUCAGUCGGUGUGCCAGUAGUAUACACUAAGGAGAAAGCAUUCUACGUCCAGAGCAUCAUGGACACAUUCAAGAGCUUCGUCUCCGCUGAGGCGUUUUUGAAAAAGGACUGUAAUUCUGGCAUGGGAUUUUUGUAUGAUGCGGAGUUCGCAGUGGAUGCCAAAUGCCACCCUGUACCUUUAGAUAAAGCUGAAAACAACAAAAGCGUGUUCCGGAUAGCGGUGCUAGGUUUGGACUACCACGAUAUGGCUAGGAAGUCUGCCGUGCCGCUCGGCAUCAACCAGCUUCAUACUAGGUUACUUGAAUUAAAGGGCUUCAAAGUACUCCAAAUUCCAUACACAGAGUUCAGUCCUAAAGACAAGUUGGUGACCAGAGUGCAAUACAUAGAAAAGAGAUUAAAGGAGAUUGUCAACAAGUCAGGUCAGACGUAGGCAUCCUAACUUAGGUACUAGACACUGUGAGCUGGGUCACCUUAGGUUCAAUGUAUACUAGCGCAGAGUCGAAGCUUAUCGGAGCGUCUUUCCAAAACCGAACAUAACAAAUUCAACCUUAACUGCACAGCAUAACGCACAUAUUGCUUCUGUGAUUUGAAUAAGCGUUUUCACGUGCAAGCGCGCGUAUGAGGCCUUACGUAUUGUCCACAAGAUGUCGCUAGUGUUCACACUCGUUCGUCCAAUGGGGAAUUAGCUAGUGUUAGCUAACAUUGGACGUUCAACAUUUGACAGCUGCUAAAAAACCCCUUUAGUCUUAAAAGUCCCGCUUCUCAUGAGGGUACAAGUUCGAAACCUGCCAACGGCAAGUACCAAUGUGACUUUUUUCGAGUUAUAUGUACUUUCUAAGAUUAUCUAGAGACGC
Spodoptera litura is the source of this 2181-nucleotide messenger RNA. Its product is annotated as FAST kinase domain-containing protein 4. Gene Ontology annotation, biological process: regulation of mitochondrial mRNA stability. Gene Ontology annotation, molecular function: protein binding. The record is from RefSeq and is a predicted model, not a curated record. NCBI's taxonomy places the organism in Eukaryota, Metazoa, Arthropoda, Insecta, Lepidoptera, Noctuidae.